GCCGAAGCAACAAACAAACAUCAAGCAGAGACGGACAGCAACACAGAUCAAGCGCUAUCUAUGCAGAUCGCUAGCUACAUGAGUUAACUUUGAAAAAUGAAAAUCAAAACUGUCGUUUAAUAUACACUGCAGUUCCACCCUAAUGAAGGAGCUCCGUCCUGGCUGAUUUUGGGAGAUGGGAGUACUCAACAUUACAGACCAGCCUCCACUGGUCCAAGCGGUUUUCAAUCGGAAUGCCGAUGAAAUUCAACAACUAUUGCACAACAAGAAAGAGGAUGUCAAUGCACUGGACCAAGAGCGCCGCACGCCGCUACAUGCUGCUGCCUGUUUGGGAGAUGUUCAUAUCAUGGACUUCCUCAUCAAUGCAGGUGCAAAUGUAAAUGCUAAGGACCAUGUGUGGUUAACUCCAUUGCACAGGGCAGCUGCCUCCCGGAAUGAAAGGGCAGUGGGACUACUUCUGCGGCAGGGAGCCGAGGCCAAUGCACGGGACAAGUUCUGGCAGACACCACUGCAUGUUGCAGCUGCCAAUAGAGCCACACGCUGUGCAGAGGCCCUGCUCCCCCAGCUGAGCAACCUGAACAUGGCAGACCGCACUGGCAGAACCGCUUUGCACCAUGCUGCUCAGAGCGGAUACAUGGAGAUGGUGAAGUUGCUGCUGAAUAAAGGAGCCAACUUGAGUGCCAAUGAUAAGAGAGAGAGACAGCCUAUCCACUGGGCAGCGUACUUGGGGCAUCUGGAGGUGGUGAAGCUGCUAGUGUCUCGGAGUGCAGACAAAGGCUGUCAGGACAAGCAGGGUUACACCCCUCUCCACGCUGCAGCUGCCAGCGGACACAUUGACAUCGUCAAGUACCUUCUGAGGCUCGGGGCAGAGCUGGAUGAGCCCAAUGCCUUUGGGAACACUGCACUGCAUGUGGCCUGCUACACAGGCCAGGAGGCUGUGGCCAACGAACUGGUGAACCACGGAGCUAACGUCAACCAGCCCAACAGGAGUGGCUACACCCCACUGCACCUGGCUGCUGUAUCCACCAACGGGGCCCUCUGCCUGGAGCUGCUGGUCAACAACGGGGCUGACGUCAACCAGCAGAGUAAAGAAGGGAAGAGCCCUCUGCACAUGGCAGCUAUACACGGACGCUUCACCCGCUCUCAGAUCCUCAUCCAAAAUGGCGGAGAGAUUGACAGUGUGGAUAAAUAUGGCAAUACCCCCCUCCAUGUUGCUGCUAAGUACGGCCAUGAGCUGCUGAUCAGCACUCUGAUGACCAACGGUGCAGAUACAGCCAGACAAGGGAUUCAUGGGAUGUUCCCUCUGCACCUGGCUGUGCUCUAUGGGUUUUCAGACUGUUGUCGCAAGCUACUCUCCUCAGGUCAGCUGUACAGUAUUGUUUCUUCUAUGAGUAAGGAGCACGUUCUAUCAGCCGGGUUUGACAUCAACAUCCCAGACAACUUUGGGAGGACGUGUCUACACGCUGCUGCCUCUGGAGGAAACGUUGAAUGUCUGAACAUGCUCUUAAGCAGUGGUACCGACUUGAAUCAGAGGGACAAGUCGGGAAGGACUCCUUUGCAUUAUGCAGCUGCUAAUGGGAGGUACCAGUGCACCGUGACCCUAGUGAGCGCUGGCGCUGAGGUCAACGAGCCUGACCGUACAGGCUGUACUCCCCUGCACUACUCCGCUGCCUCCCAGGCCUUCUGCAGAAUGGACCGACAUUUCCCCGGGACUCUUCAGAGGGAGGAGGAUGGAGCAAAGGAGUCCUAUUUUUGUUUGGAGCAUCUGUUGGACAACGGUGCCGACCCGUCCCUGGUCAACUCUAAAGGUUACAGUGCUGUUCACUAUGCUGCUUCCCACGGCAACAAGCAGAACCUGGAGCUGCUCCUGGAAAUGUCGUUUAACGCAUUGGGAGACAUUGAGAGCAGUAUUCCAGUGAGUCCAUUGCAUUUAGCUGCUGAUAAUGGCCACUGGCAGGCACUGCGUGUGCUGACUGAGACUGCUGCGUACGUGGAUGUGCAGGAUGCCUCGGGCCGCUCUGUGCUCUACCUGGCCUCCCAGAGAGGUUACGCCCGCUGUGUCGAGGUCCUGCUAGCCCAGGGGGCCUCCUGCCUCCUCAACGAGAACAGACACAUGUGGACCCCUCUACAUGUCGCAGCUGCCAAUGGCCACACUGAAUGUCUGCACAUGCUGGUGGACAGCGGGGAGGAGGCAGACCUUACCAACAUCACAGACACGCAGGAACAGACUCCUCUGAUGCUGGCCGUCCUGGGUGGCCAUACAGACUGUGUCCACCUGCUGUUGGAGAAGGGGGCCUGGCCUGACACCAAAGACAAGAGGGGCAGCACUGCCCUGCACAGAGGGGCUGCGUUGGGCCGUGACGAAUGUGUCACAGCCAUGCUGGACCACAAGGCCUCUGCACUGUGUCGGGAUGGCCAGGGUCGUACCCCACUGCACUACGCUGCCUCCCGCGGCCACACUGACAUCCUCGCCAGUCUGCUGCGUGCGGCCACACGCUCCGACCCUCUUGACUCCCUAUUGGACCAUGAAGAGUACACGCCAUCACACUGGGCUGCUUACCAAGGGCAAGAAGACUGUUUGGAGGUUUUACUUGAACACAAAACUUGUAGUAUCCAGGAGGGAAACUCCUUUACCCCAUUGCACUGUGCUCUAAUGAAUGGCCAUAGUGGAGCUGCAGAGAUGCUGUUGGAAUCUGCUGGCGUACAGAUGGUUAACACCAGGGAUACUAAAGAAAGGACCCCUCUUCAUGCCGCAGCAUGUGCUGAGGAUGUGGCGGGGCUGCAGCUGGUCCUACGCCACGGAGCUGAGAUCAAUGCCGUGGACCACACCGGACGCUCUGCUCUCAUGGUCGCCGCCGACAACGGACAGAGUGGCACCGUGGCCAUCCUUUUGCACCGAGCCAAGGCUGACCUGACACUGCUGGACGACAAUGGAAACACUGCCCUGCAUCUGGCCUGCAGCAAAGCUCAUGAGAUGUGUGCCCUGCUGAUUCUGGGGGAGAUCCAUAACCCUACCCUCAUCAAUGCAACCAACACUGCACUGCAGAUGCCGCUGCAUCUAGCAGCACGCAAUGGUCUGGCCACAGUUGUCCAGGCACUGCUGAGUCGAGGAGCCACAGUGCUGGCAGUGGAUGAGGAGGGACACACUCCAGCCCUGGCCUGCGCCCCCAACAAGGACGUAGCUGACUGCCUGGCUCUGAUCCUCUCCACCAUGAAACCUUUCCCUCCUCUGGACCCUUCCUCCUGCCCCUGCUCCUCUUCCUCCGUCUCCCCCAGUCUCAACCUACUGAAGCAUUGCGGCAUCACUGCUGCCUGCACGCCGCUGCCCAAUGGAGGCCUCCACCAUCACAACGGCUAUGUCAAAGACCGCCAUGCCGCUGUCAGCCUGGACGGAUGCCUUUCUGAGUGAGGUCAUUCUACAUCUACUGUCUGACAGCACUACCACCACCACAGGGUAGCCUGUGUAUAUAUGUGUGUGUGUGUGUGUGUGUGUGUGUGAGUGAUCUUCUCCUGAAGUGCAGUCAAACCUAUAUGCAAAUGGAGCCCACAGCAUCUAUCUAUCCCAGCUCUGUAUAAGUUAGUGCUUAACACUGAGACCGAUCUCUCUUUCUGUAAGGUCACUGGAAUACUGCUUUGUUCCAAAAUGGUAACUAAUAACCACCCACAAAAUCCCUUUAAAUAAUGUCCCGCAAAUAGGUACUCGUCAGCACAGAAAGUUGACUGACAGCUAAAAGCACUGUUUAUUAUUUAUUUUAUUUUUUCCCCUUCUUUUUAGUCUUUUGUUGAGUCCCUUUAUUUUCUCUUCAUAUCAUUCAGUAUUUAUCUGAUGACGUGCUGGCCUCGUAGAGAAAUGCACAGCCUUCCUAAAAGGAGAAUGAUCCAACGGGUUAUAGUGAAGGACUUUAUGAAUGAAGUCCUACCCAAAAGUGCAAUGCUUAAAUAUAAAGAUUCUGACUUUAACAAAAAAAUAUAUAUAAUAUGUACCUUCUGUGGUAACCUAAUAUUUAAACUUUUGGCCUCGUUUAUUUUUUUGUGGGGCAUUUUCAUAGAGGAGAAUUUCAUAGGGCUGCUAAAGUUUGAAAGAUGAAUAUGUAAGCAUGUCUCCUUACAAAGGAGGACAAUGCUCAGGUUGGCAUUUCAGCAUACAUUUGCUCUCAAUGCUGAAGUUUUGUCUAGAACACAAUUUUGUGUUUACUAAGUGAGAAUUUGGUUUAAAGCAUAUACAUUAUGACCAAAGGUGAAUAUCACUGCUAUGACUGACAAAAUAUUUAUUUGAGAAAUAUUUACAGAGAAAGAUCGAUGUUGAGAUGCCUCUUAAGUCAUUUUGCAGCUGCUGAACGGCUAGACAGGGAAAGUAGUAGCAAUGAAUCCUUGGUUAUUUAUUUGAAGUCUUUAGGAGUGGACUCGCCCCAUUGACCUUCAGCAAAGCCUCUUGUUUUCUGAGCACAUUACCUUGAAUUCUAAGAUUACUGCUCAGUGAUAAUCUUACAAGCCAUUUCAAUUGAUUUCCCAUUUUUCUUUUCUUUAAUCAUUCCCAAAACAUUUUGGUACAUUGAUUUCGAAUUACCUUCGGAGAGGAAUCCUAUUUGUAUUAUUUCCCAAAAUGUUGUCUUUGGUCAAUCUGAAAUGUUACUUCAGCCGUUUUGGAGCUGGAGAAAUACCACUGUUACUCUAUCAAAAAGCUUGUAUCUUGUCUAGUACGAUGGUCAGUUCUGGUGUGAGAUUGAAACGCUGGACUGACAAGUGUUCUUCCCUUCUUUUUGUGUGUGUUCUUUUUUUGUUCUUGUAUAAUUUAAGCAAUAUUUAAUUUCUGGCAUUUUGAACGUUAUCAAAAAGACAAUCAUAGUCUCAAGGGCUUUUGUUUCCUUGGAAAUCUUGUUUGAUGUUCACCUUAUUUGUUUGAGUACCGAUACUAGCAACAUGGAAAUGAUCUAUUCUAGACUAAUGGCUAAAGUCUGUGUCCAAGGCAUUUUUCGCUCUGUGCCUAGAACCAAAAAAAAAUGCAAUUGAUUGCCUCCAUGGCAGUACGGAUGCAGGAUAGCAUGAUAUGAUGUCUCUGGACAGAAUUCAUGACUGACUAGAGAGACUUGAAAGCCUAGUAGGUAUGUAGGGUUACUUACUGUAGCAAGGAACUGAGAGGAAACUGUUAAACUCUCAUAUGGCCGGUAGUAAUACUUGUGUUUUUAGUAAAGCCGAUAAGUGUGAAAUUGCUUUUUUGGUAUGUAUCCUGUCUUGUGGCUCUACAUACGUUGUAGAUUUGUGGUGUCGGACCACUGGAGCUCUUUGCCUGACUUAAUUUUUAAAAAAAAUCACCAUCUUUUCCAUGACAUCAUCAGAGGAUCAAUAGAUUUCAGUGACUCAUUUUUCAUUUAAUUGCUUUGCCACAACCUCCUAGCUUGAAUAAUGCUAAAUGACAUGCAUUAGUUCUGGAUGAGAAACAUGAGGACCUACUAUGAUACCAGAGUAGCAUAUCAUCUUGUGCCCUAAAGUCAGUGUUGUCCGGGGGAGAGAAUAGUCUCGGACUGUGUGGAACCAGGAACCAAAUGAUAUGGAUUGAUUGACGAACAACAGGAAAAUCAUAUUGGCAUUAUUUUAGUUGAAUGCACACUACAAUGCAGUUCCAUUUUAGCCCUGAUCCAAGGCACUUGAGAUAGUUAAGCACUUUAACACAUUCAGCAUAUCUGUGUGCAGUCUGAAUACAUGCAUAUGUAUAUUUACAUAUGGGUUGUAGCUAAAGUGCAAAAGACAGGAGCAGAUUGCAAGGAUUGUAUACGCUGCUUCAUUGACGGAGAUUUAACUUCAAAACUCUAAAGCUAAAAAGAUCUCAUGGUCCAAAAUCCAGUCGUCACGGUGCGGUUUGAUUUGAUGCCAUCCCAGGGUCCACGAACUAGUCCUUGUGGUUAGUCCAGUGAUUUUAGGUAGGCUUGCUUUCGCCGUGCUUGUAUCCUCCUCAGGCUCCUCGCCUAACUCCACACUGAGGGAUGCGUGUUGUACAAUAGACGCACUGAUUACCUCAAUCAUCCAACCGCGGGUGUGUCUGGCUAGCAGGUCAGGUUCACGUUCCCCAGUUCAGACACUGCAUGCAUCCGCCGACGGUUGCGUGCCACGUCAUCGACUGCGUGCCGUCAGGCACCUAAUUGCUAUAACAUAGUGAUGUGGUUGCCUGAUAGGUAUUUUACAUAUCUGGCAUGUGCCAGCGACGUCUGAGCAGAGGAACACGAGCCAGAUAUAUAUGUGUGUGUGUAUAUAUGUAUAUAGAUUUUAUUUUUCAAUCCCCUUGUCCAGCUGAUGGCGCCAGUUCUUCAGUAUAUAUCCCAUCUGGGACUACCCCAUAUCUGUGUUGCAUUGAUAGACUGAGAACUCAUUGUAAAGGAGCUUGAGAUCAUAAUUCUCACUUUAAAGAAACAAGUCAAAUAUAUUUCCCUAGGGUUUAAUAUUAGGAAGCAAUGUAAAGGAUUAUUUGUAGCAUUAAUGACUGUGAAAGACGUGCGCAGCACAUCUAUUGAUCUUCGAUUGUGUUUAGGCCAAUCCAACAAAGCAUUUCAUAGAUGCCAAUUGAAGAUUUGCGGAGUAGUCGUCACAUGAGAAUCUUAGGUCACAGUUAGGGCCUUAUUUGCCAAAGUACAUUGGAUAAUAAAAAAUAUAUAUUUGAAAAAUAAUAAUAUGCAUGCAUUCGAGCAAUGUACAUACUGAAUAUAAAUCUGAGCUAUGAAUUGACUGACGUGACUCUAAGGUCAAAUUGGAACAAGACUAUUUGCCAUCUCCUGACUUUUGAACUAUUACACUGCAUUUCUCUGGCAUUCAUGAAAUGAUAAAGUAGCAGAAAGAAAUACUUGUCAUAUUAGUCUUCUUGUUAUGGGUCUUUCUUAAAUGUGUUUCAGCUAUACCGAGGCCCCUAUGUGUAUGUCAUAACCACAUAUUGACACUGGAGACAGGAGGUUGGAGGGGGUGAACAUUCAUCUCGAACACCAUUUAAGAUUGAUCUUCUGAACAGGACAUUUAACUACACUGUAGAUGCUUUCAUUUUUUGUAACAUUAUUUGGUAGCCAGUUUUUGAAAAGGAAAAUGCACCUAGCUAGCUACAUCCAUUUAGUGCCAUAGAAACCUUUAUUUGCCUUUAAGCAUAAUAGUCAUACUGUACUUGGUCAGUAGAAAAUGUGUUUGUUUGGACUCAUUUACUGUGGUAGCCAUGGUUAGAAUGAACAUUAUCAUUAUAAUAUUUUUUUGUUUUUUGUUGAAUGAUUAUUAAGUUCUGAUUUGAAGCAUUGCUGGCACAGAUACAGGUCAUGAUGUCAGUGGUGACUAAUGGUUUGAACCACUUAGUACUGAUUGUAGGAAGUGGAAAGCAAUCAUAUAAUAGAGUUGGUGGUAGUCUGGAGAAAAGAAUGGAUGGAAGAUUUUAAAUAUUUAUAAUUGGACAGAUUAUUUGUGUUGGCAAAAAUGGAUAAUAAUAAUGAAUGGUAAUUUCUUUACCUGUGGUUUGUAAUUAUUAUAGGACAGUUUUUGAUGUUUGCAGAUGUAUGGUUAACAGGGAAUAGAUUUACCUCGUCCUCGAUGGAUGCCCCUAUUCUUACUUGAAGUAUCUUUCAUCGAAUACAAAUGUAAAACUUUAAUUCACAGCAGAGCCUUUUAAAGGCAAAGGAACAAGUUUCUUGCAGUACCUACUAAGUUAUAACACCUAACAUCUUGUUAGUUAUGUUUCCCAGUGGGACUGCUAAAAUCUCUGCUGGUUUUGCUAUUAUGGGAUAUGUCCCGAAUGGCACCCUAUGCCCUACAUAGUGCACUACUUUUGACCAAAGCCCUAUGGGGGGGGCUCUGGUCAAAAGUAGUGCACUCUAAAGGGAAUGGGGUGUCAUUUCGGUCGCACACAGAGAUCCUUUUGGUGUAGAAGCACAUGCAUCCAUGUUGGUGGCACACUGCUCAAGGUUGCCUUGUGAUUGUUUGGGGGAUUUUGCCAUAUUUGUAAGUGAAAAAUUGGGAUUUCACUUAUUACCGGUCUUGGCAGCUCGACUGUCACCUCCAAAACCAAAUAACGCUGUUAAUUAAGUACCUCCAUACCGGUUGGAGAGGAGAAAAGGAAGAACCGACAUCUACCUUGUUGUCAGUGUGAUUUCUAAGGACCAAAUUUAGAGUUCUAGUAUGUGAAGGGCAGAAGAAUCUGUAAUUCAAUGGAGGUCAUGAGGAAAAGUAGUGUGAAAACACAUUCUAUAGUGGGGGGACUGCUAUGCCGUAAUUAUUUACCCCCUCAAGUUAAUGUGGGAGGUUUUGUAGAGUAUCACUCAUGCUAGCUUUCCCCCUGCUUGUGGUCUCAUCACGAUUCUUCCAUCAUUUGGACCUGUGUGAUAACCAGCUCAGAGGUGGUUGGUGCCUUUUUUUUAAUGUGUUUUUAAAUUAAUGCUCUCUCUACCGCAUGGUCUUCCAUUUCUACCUCCCGGAAGCCUUAUGAAUGACAGGUAAAAGCAUAGAAGAGCGCAUCUCUCUGAAAAUAACAUUCUCAACCUACAGUAUGUGAUGUGAGCUAUAAUAAGCAACUCGUGUUCUACGUUCUUGGCCGAUUCUGUGUGCAUGCUAUGGGUCUCCGAACUUGAGUCAUAUGGAGUGAACUAUCUGAACAAUAUCCUACCUGAUGUUGAAUGCACCAAUAUUGAAGUAACUUUUUGAAAGCACAAAUCCAAAGAUGGAACCAUUUUUAUUCUUUAAUGUCAUCUCAAGGAUGGCUCUCAAUGCUGUGGCGGUUAGAGCCAAGAAAGGUGGUCAUGGAGACGAGGAAAGCAUGAGAUUGGAUGGUCGGUACCAGUACUGUAAAUGUAGUUUCUCCUGAAGUCUGAGCAUAUCAAUUCAGAUUGUUUCAGUUGUAUGUAUUUAAUUAAACUCGCUAGCUGUAGAGAAUAGAUCAAGUUGUGAAAAUCCUAUUGGGGUACAGUAGUAAUGAUAAUGUGUUGGUUGUAACUGUUUGGAGUGUUUUUGUAUUAGACUGAUUGAAAGUAGGGGUUUCUUAGUAGCGUUGAUAGUGUGACUGUGCUGUAAUAUAACAUGCGUUGUCAGAUAUUAGCACGAGGGCGAGGUAGAUCGUCCUCUUUAAGCUUGCCUCUUUUUUCUUUUUUAUUGUUGAAAAAGACGAGUGCAAUAAACCUUAUUUAUCAUUUCCUUCCUCAAGUAAAAGAACAUGUCCUGCGUUUUCAAGGCCCAAAACAAAAUGGACUUUCUGUGGCUGGCAGUAGGAUUGGAACCUUUCCCUCGCUGCUAUGCGUCCAGAGAAGUGGCACUUGUUAGAGUCUAGAAUAUGGAAUUGCAUUCUUAGGACUGUGUGAUUUUGAUAUUCAAGUAUCAAAGCUGCUUGCUCGUAAGGGAGACCAUGUACAAGAUGAUUUGACCUGUUGAUCAACCCUGUGUGUUUUUUGUUCUUGCAGUUGGAUGGCGUUUUAUGGAGGGAAACUCCUUGAGUCUGAAAUGUUUUGCUUGCGUGUGUAGGUGUGUACGUAUGCGUCGUACUCCGUAUCAAAUUAAAUGUUUUUUGGGGGGGGAAGUAAAUUUAAGUGGUUUAAAGAAAUGCUGAAAUACCUUGUUUUCAGAAGAAACAUUAAGAGAGACUCCCCCCUAAUUCAUCUCACCCUCACUAAAAGGGGGUGUGCGUCUUUCACAAUCUUACUACUUGCUCAGUUUGUGUGAUGAACUUGUACAGUGAAGAUCAGAACAGCUUGAGAAAUUUGAGACAAUUUCCUGAACUGCACAAGUAUAAUGUUGAGGUGGUGAAUGGCAGGUCUCCCUUAAUGUAAGUAGGCAGGCCUGUCUAAAUGGGACAUAUCGACGACAAUGGAAAUGAAAAGGUAGCGAAUAAAGUGUACCAGUAUCGUAAGAUCAGCUCAGUGCCUAGGGUAGGACGUGUAUACCUACUGUAUACACCUUUUUGACAUGUUGGAGACCCUUUGACACACCCUUUUGACAUGUACUAUGCUGGGAGCCCGUACGAUAUUGCUUGUUCCCCUUGAAAUUCCCCUUUUAAAUCAGCAAAUAUUCUAAAACCACUUUAGCAAUUACAGCAGAGUAAUUUGCUGUACAAGCAGGUUAUACUUCACCCACGAUGAAGUCUGUGGCCAGAUUACCUCUGGAGUAUAUCUCCAUAAUGGGGAUUCUCCGAGAGCACAGUGAUUUGGGACACUAUCAGUUGGAGGUACUCUAUGGCCUAUGUGCUCCCUGAGCAAUACAUGGGGAAAGGAUGUAGUCAUUGGGUAUAUCCUGUGAUAUUUGUUGGUCCUUCUGCUGUUUCUUUAUUUGUUCUGCAGCACCCUAACUGAAUGUGAACUGAUAAAGACCGACCUAAGGGUUAGUUGCCUGUUUUUACUCAGUGGCUUAUCUGUUGUAAAUACUAUGGAGUGGACCCCAUGCCAGGAGAGGGGGAGGAGUCUAAAUUAGGGCACAUGAUUAGUUUUAAUCGAAUGGUUUCUCAAUGCACCUUUUUAAAAAGAGAUUUGGUUUGUCCGCCAAACUUUCCAAUAGUUUCUGCAAGCUUUAAAACGUGUUACCCAACAGCAAACUUCUCUGCUGGUGAAUGGUAGUAUCUUUGACUGACCUACAGGUUUCUGUAUUCUUUUUCCCCCAGCGGAAGGAACCAUUCCCUAUUUUAACUCUUAAUUACCUCAUUUACAAACCUUCAAAUACUAUUCUACUGUAAGAAGAAAAUGCCAUCACCAGCAUGUGCUCUAGACCUGUGAUGGCAAUGUUACCAGGACCAAUGAUGUAGCUCCAUUUCCAAAUUAAUUAAUUCAAACAUAGCCAGUCAAGGAAUAUAAACACGCCUCUCACUUACUACAAAUUCUAUAAGGUUGGUACAUAUAAUGGUAUUCAUGGAAAUAAACUUGUUUUUGCAUUUCUUGCGGUUUUCAGUAGAAGCAUUUUUCCUACCUCUACAUUGCAGCUUUGAGUUCAUCUCCACCUGUUUUGACAAACAAAUACACAGUAGCCUAUGAGAACCUUAGAAUUUUACCAUGAACAAUUAUAAUUCAUCAUGAAGUGUGCUUGAUUGUAUGUAUAAUUGUGUGUUCAACAUGAAAUUAUUUAUGAAAAACAUAUUAGAAAAUAGCACUGGGAUGUGAAGCCAGACUGUGUUAUGACUCAUGUCUUCUACCCACGCUAGACAUACAUUUUGACUGAUGUGCUCCUUGCAUAGCAAAACCCCUUGUUUUUGGGAUGAAUUACAUGAAUGAAUACAUUGGCAUUUUCUGUUUGUCUUUGUCUUGAAUCGAUGUACAAAUGUUUUCAUGUGCUCUACAUCUGUUAGAGUUUACAGCUUCCUGGAAUGUGAAUGUUUUGUUGGGUUAGUUAUUGCAUACAUACGUACAGCUGGUUUGGUACUAUCAUAAUAUAUAUUUUUCACAGGUUGUCAUGGGGGAGUCAGGUUAUAUGCACAUUGUUAUAUUCUGUACGUGGGUGAGUUGUUCCCCUCAAGCCGUAUGCCUUCAAAAACACUAAUUCACUCCAAACUGUUGGUAGGUGUUUGCCUCCCCACCAUAAUCUCUGUAUAGCUGCUUUAAUUCCAUGUGAACAGGGGACCAGGGAGAGGUCCGGUAUCUGACCAGACAGACCCUUGCCCUGCCCCCACAUUCCCAUUCACCCCACUAUCCCUCCAAAAACCUCAAGCCAUUUCUUUAUUUGACAAUGCAAUCGAUCCUGAAAGCACUUUGCCUUGUUAUUCCAUUGUGUGGACAAUAUGUAAAUGGUAAUUUGUUAUAGAAAUGUAAGAGAAUUCACAAUUUUGGAAGAAUCUGUCUGACGCUAAAAUGAUUUUAAAGGAUUUAUUAAACAUUUGAACCUAAAUCUAUUUUAUACAAUGUUUGCUGCAGCGAGUUGGUCUUGUCAUUCAGUAUUGUGGCUUAGGGUUGGUUGUGUGUUUUAAAUAAAGUGCUAUUGCUGAAUAUUCAA
Oncorhynchus nerka (sockeye salmon) is the source of this 11919-nucleotide messenger RNA. Its product is annotated as serine/threonine-protein phosphatase 6 regulatory ankyrin repeat subunit C-like. The coding region runs from base 176 to 3409 and encodes 1077 amino acids. The transcript has 26 exons. Gene Ontology annotation, cellular component: nucleus. The record is from RefSeq and is a predicted model, not a curated record. Lineage: Eukaryota; Metazoa; Chordata; Actinopteri; Salmoniformes; Salmonidae. Gene Ontology annotation, molecular function: protein binding.